CCAACUUGCCGAGUCAUCCGCCAUACGUCGUUAAUAAACAUUCAAUUCCUCACCACAUUUCUGAAAUUCGUUUCCUUCUUCUUACUCAUCCAAAAACACUUCCCAAAACUCUCCCACAGUACAGAAAACUCCCUGCAGCAGGAUCUACGUUUGUGGCGUGAGCCCUUUUCCAACAUCCUGACUCCCGAGAGCCGCCGGAACGUUCGGCCAUAAACAGACCAGGAUUUUCCUGACGUAGUCAAUCCCAGCCCCAAGCAACAAGGUUGCAGCAGUCAGAUUUAUCAUCAGAAGACAUCAGAAAUCUCAUGCGUUGAAACGACUUCAUUUCUCUGAAAUACUUCUCUUAGACAUAAAAUCUGUCUACUUUCUUCCAAUUCGAAGAGUUGGAGAAAUGUCAUCCCUUGAUUACAGCACGUUUUCAAUCGACAACGGAGUUAAGCAUAUGAAAAUGGCACGAUCUUCUACAUUUCAGUAAGUACUCGCUCGUAUCACAUGUACAUACAACAACCAACCCCGAAAACUUCUUACUUACACGUAAAACAGGAAACUUGCAUUGGCACUUGCGCUCACGACAUUUGCUACAAAUACCACAUCGAUAAUACUUCUCACUCAAUCAUACGAUGAAUUGUACGAUUCAUGGAAUAUUGCCCAGUCUUAUGGGUGGUAUCUCCAUGUUUCCAGCGUCUUCUCACUCUUCGGAUUUAUCGGUGCUUUGAGAGUAAGAUCUUAUUCCUUCAUCUGACACCCAUAUUUCUUAAAAAAAAUCUAACAAAAAGCCAGCACAACACACUAUCCCUCAAAAUAUUCUCCCAUUUCCUCAUCGGCGAUGCACUUCUCAGCACCUUUCUCAGAGUCAUGCUGAUCAAUGGAAUCCCCGGAUUUGGCAUCUCAGAUACCUUGUGCUUGAAAUCUGAAGAGACGCCCCUGAGUACCCGCUCCGAAGAUGGAUGUACCAAGAUUGUUACUGCGAAUCAGGUGAUGCUUACGGCUGUUUGUAUCAUUGUUAUGAAUUGGCAGACCUUGGGAGCUUUGGCCUGUAUGAAGCAAGUGCAGGAUUUUAGAGAGAGCGAGGAAGAAGAGAGAGGUACCUCCUAUCGGGAUCUUGAGGAGGGCGUUGAGGAUGCUUUGAUUGUAUUUGAGGGCGAGGGAGCGGAGAAUGGUGAAGGCAAGGUUUGAGUUCUGGGAGGAUUUGAGUAUCUUGGAUUGCCGAGGGUGCACACCAUUUCGAGCUUUGUGAGCUACCUGUUCAAAAGGAGAAAGCCAAGAGAGACUUGGUGGAGGGUAGGAUAGAGGGGAGGGAAGCCACUGCUGGGUGCUAUUUGAGGCGUUUUUGCGAUGCAGAAGUGUUGAAAGGAAGAGCGAGGAGGGAUGAAAUGGCAACCUCACCAGAGGCAUGAAGGUAAUGAAUAAUGAAGCUUGCGCGAAUUAAAUUGUCUAGAUGCAAUUGUAUAUUAUAAACAGCAUAGUAGAUCCUCGAAACCCGGGAAAAACGUCUGACUUUAAACUUGUAAAUAUACCUGCAACUCAGCUCUGAGACUCCAAUAUAUUCAAG
Molecule: messenger RNA, 1552 nt
Organism: Hymenoscyphus albidus
Lineage: Eukaryota; Fungi; Ascomycota; Leotiomycetes; Helotiales; Helotiaceae
Source: the annotation of a GenBank genome assembly